Molecule: messenger RNA, 1617 nt
Organism: Morone saxatilis (striped sea-bass)
Lineage: Eukaryota; Metazoa; Chordata; Actinopteri; Moronidae
Gene: apobec2b
Product: apolipoprotein B mRNA editing enzyme, catalytic polypeptide-like 2b
Exons: 4
Coding region: 61-867 (268 amino acids)
Biological process (GO): cytidine to uridine editing
Cellular component (GO): cytoplasm; nucleus
Molecular function (GO): cytidine deaminase activity; RNA binding
Source: RefSeq, a predicted model, not a curated record
CUGACAUCCCCCUCUCCCUCCCUCUCGUUAUCUACCACUCUCACCCACUUACACAAAAUCAUGGCCGACAGAAACAGCCGGUUGAGUGUUAAGAAGAAAGAGAAGAAGGUGGAAAACAAAACAAACGAUGAGAAGGACAAAGAAAAGGAGAAGGGGAAGGAGAAGAUUGUGAAAAAGCCUGAAAAACUUGUGAAAAAGCCAGAGAAGACCCCAGAGCCGCCCAAGACGGAUGAAGAGAAGAGGAAUGGGGAAAGUGGAGAGGCAACUGGAGCGGAGGCCAAUAACAGUGAAGAAAACGGAGAGUUUCAGCCCAUAGAGCUGCCACCGUUUGAGAUUGUCACAGGGGAACAGAUGAGCCCGUUCUACUUCAAGUUUCAGUUCAGGAAUGUGGAAUACUCAUCAGGGAGGAACAAGACCCUACUGUGCUUCAGAGUGGAUACACCAGGAGGCAGCACAGAGCCUCUGAAAGGUUAUAUGGAGGAUGAACAUGCCACAGCUCAUGCUGAAGAGGCCUUCUUUCAACAGGUGCUCCCUGACGCUUCCCAAGAGUAUGAAGUCACAUGGUAUGUAUCAUCCAGUCCCUGUGUGUCCUGUGCAGCCAAGUUGGCCAACAUCCUCCAGCAGCGCAAAAAGCUCCGUCUCUGCAUAUUCUGUUCUCGUCUCUUUGAGUGGGAGCAGCCAGAGAUAGUAGAAGGACUCCGGGCUCUGGUGAGUGCCGGCUGCAAACUGCGGAUGAUGAAGCCAUGUGACUUCCUACAUGUCUGGGAAACGUAUGUGGAGAAGGAGGACCAGAGCUUUACACCCUGGGAAGAUUGUCAGGAAAACUACGACUACUAUAUGGAGAAACUGGCUGAUAUCCUCAAGUAGAUGUGUCAGUGCACAUGAUGGGCAAGAUCUUCCUACUGAAAGAACCACAAAUCGUCCUUCUUGUGAAAAUCCCACUGGUUGAACGUGUGUUUUCUUGCAGUCACAUCUGAUGGUGCAGAUCAAUAUUAGUUUGAAUGAACACUUGUGGCAAAGUUUUGUAUUUUUUAUUUUCAUAAUUUCAUAGGGUUAAGUUUAAAACAAAUGUUUGAAUGGCAUUUCUGUAGCUGCACUGUAGGUAAAUAUGCAAUAUCCAACUGGUCACUAAGCUUUGGAGAACUUUACUGACAUCUGGUGGUUGUUGUAAGAAUUGAAAAACUAUCCUACAGAUCAUCACAAAGGCUAUGUACAGUGCAUACAAUAAUUGAAAGCUAAAAAUAUACAUAUAUGUACAAUACAACAAUAUACAUAUACAUAUAUAUGAUUGAUGCUUAUCACAUAAAUAAUGUUUCAUAUUUUAACAGUACGUUUAACAGUCAAUGAAUCAAUACAGUGAUAAGAAUUGAAAUAUGUACAGUUCUCCACAGUAUUGUGCUGUGCCAAACAAAUCUGCACACAUUUAUAUAGCAAUGUUCGCACUUGUAACACAGUAAUAUCUUGUCAAAUAUUCUAAAUUUGGUACAGACAAUGCUAAUGAUCCUCAGCUGUACUUUAAGACUGAUGCAAACAUCAGUCUGACCAUAUUGAGCUGAGACAAGAUGAGUCUUAGAUGUCUUAUCAUGGCCACUGCAUAAAGUUUCACCUUUCUCUUUG